Dentiscutata heterogama is the source of this 786-nucleotide messenger RNA. The record is from the annotation of a GenBank genome assembly. Lineage: Eukaryota; Fungi; Glomeromycota; Glomeromycetes; Diversisporales; Gigasporaceae.
AUGGUUCACGCACUUCUCAUAAAAAUUUUAAAUGUAUUAGCUUAUGUUUUUCUUUUGAGUGCAAACGUGUACUCUGGUCUCGAAAGUGACGACAGUGGUUCUCCUUAUCAUAAUUCCCACGUAACUUAUAUCUCUCCAGCUCCUUUUGUCUUUGGUGUUUGGGGUCUUAUUCACUUAUUAUUAGGAGGCUUUGUCAUUUAUCAAUUCUGGGAUUCUGCUAACGAAGUCGUUACUGAGGUUGUCCACUGGCAUUUUAUUUGCAUCGCACUUCUUAAUACUUUAUGGUUAACUUUAUGGGAAAAUAAUUAUCUAAUUCUUGCAGUUAUUGUCGUUCUCUUCAUCUCUGGCCAAAUUUCAUUCGUCUAUUAUCAUCUCCAAAGACCCAAUUUUGUUGCUCAAAAUUGGGCCGACAAACUCUUUAUUCAUGCUCCCUUCUCUUUGUACCACGCAUGGAUCGCUGUGAUUCUAACUCUUAGCAUUUUCGCCGCUGUCACUCCUGAAAAGACUGAUGAGCCCCCGAUUCUUCUUGUUAAAAUUGUUGUUGUAAUCGCACUAUUUAUACUUAAGAGUUUGUCUGUCGCCUACAUUGAAGGUGGUAAUAGCGAUAUCGCUGGUUCUAUUGUUAUUGCUUGGACUUUGAUUGGUAUUUUUGUCGAACAACAAGACCCAAUUAUCCAUUGGACUUCUCUUGUCCUUGCAAUCCUCUCAAUAUUCCAUAUUGUCAAGGGUAUAUUCGUCCUUUUCAAUCGGGCAAGGAGUGGGGAAUAUCAACCAUUGAACCCUUAA